UUGCGCCGUCUGCAAAGGAGCCGAUGCAGAAGUUGGUCUGCAAACAAGCAAAUUGACGUUUCCGUCGCUGCGGCGUUGCACUCGCUCGUGUAUUUAUUUAUUUAUUUUUUCGGUGUCGAGUUUUGAAAGUUUGGACAUUUGUAUGGUCGUGCGUAAGCCCCCACGAAGCUUUUCACGUGGUGACGUCCGUUUCCCAAGCACAAAGCACCCCGCAUAUGUCGCACCUAUACAGGCUCCAAAGUGGGUCCCGUGGAUCGUCCGCGGUGAAGCCCACCCAUGUCCGGGGCGUCCGCGGAGCACAGCGGUCCGCGGCGGCGGACAUGCUGAGGCCCUCCCCGAAGCCCAGGGACGUGGCCGCCUCUCCGCCGCACGACAGCCCCGAGGCGUCCGGCGAGCCCCUGGCUGCAGCGCCCCCCACGAGCCGCUGCUGCAACUGCUCCGGCUCGCCGUCGGCCGCCACGGCGGGGCGCCACCCAACCCCCCGGCGGGAGGCGUCGACCCCCGGUGCGCUGCCACGGCAGCAGGGCUCGCAGCCACCGUACCAGCGGCGCAGGAUAGUGGGCGGCAUAGAUGGCACGUCGCCGUCGACACGGGAGCGCCGGCCCGGUGCGGGCCCAAGGACCCGCGCCGGCGCGGGUGGCGCCGGCCCCUUCCGCUACGUGCCCCUGACGUCGCAGCAGCAGCGUCGAGGUGCUGCGGCGACGACUCCGCCGCCGACGGGGAUACCGGCGCCGAACAACAACCACCACCAGCAACAGCGUGCGGUGCAGCGCGAGCUGGAGAACGGGGGCUUUCAGGGUUUCCAGGGGAUCUACACCGGGGCGUCGGAGCAGCCGUCGUCGCCGCGGACAGACCGGACUAGUCCGCUGCUCUUGGUGGUGCGUGACGGGGGUGCGGUGGUGCUGGAGAAGGGGCAGCCCUCCUCUCCCGCCACGGCGGGGGAGGAGGGGGUGGUGGCGGCGAGUGCAGUGACGACGACAGCUGUGGCGAGUGCGGCGGAGCGGGCUGCUGCGUCGCUGACGGCAGAGGAGGACGUGCAGGCGCGGGACACAUCGCCCGACGGCCGCUUUCUCAAGUUCGAGGAGGAGAUUGGCCGUGGGUCGUUCAAGACGGUGUACAAGGGACUGGACACGGCGACGGGCGUGGCGGUUGCAUGGUGCGAGCUCCAGGAGCGGCUGAACAAGAGCGAGCGCCAGCGGUUCCGGGAAGAGGCUGAGAUGCUGAAGGGCUUGCAGCACCCCAACAUUGUGCGCUUCUUCGACUACUGGGAGGUCAACACAGCCCGGCGCAAGUUCCUGGUGCUCAUCACGGAGCUCAUGACGUCGGGCACACUCAAGACAUACCUGCGGCGCUUUAAGAAGAUCAACAUGAAGGUCCUCAAGUCCUGGUGCCGGCAGAUCCUGAAGGGUCUGCACUUCCUGCACUCGCGUCCACCGCCCAUCAUCCACAGGGACCUCAAGUGCGACAACAUCUUCAUCACGGGCACCACGGGGUCGGUCAAGAUCGGCGACCUCGGGCUGGCGACCCUCAAGAACCGAUCCUUUGCCAAGAGUGUCAUCGGCACACCGGAGUUCAUGGCCCCCGAAAUGUACGAGGAGCACUAUGACGAGUCUGUGGACGUGUACGCCUUUGGCAUGUGCAUGCUGGAGAUGGCCACGUCCGAGUACCCCUACUCGGAGUGCAGCGGGCCGGCCCAAAUUUACAAGAAGGUGACCACGGGAGUCCGGCCUCAGUGCUUCGACAAGGUGGAAAGCAUAGAACUACGAGACAUCAUCGGACAGUGCAUAAGACUCAAGAAAGAAGAAAGGCCAACAGUAAAGGAGCUGCUUCAGCUCGACUUCUUCCAAGAGGACAUGGGCCUCAAGGUGGAGUUUGUGAACCGGGAAGAGAGCCUAGCCGGAGGGGAGAAGGUGGAGCUGCGGCUGCGCGUCCUCGACCCCAAGAAGCGCAAGGACAAGCACCGCGAGAACGAGGCUAUCCAGUUCGAGUUCCACGUGGAGAACGACAACCCCGACGAGAUCGCCAAGGCGAUGGCGCUCACCGGGAUCAUCAUGGAAGAGGACGCACGCAUUGUGUCGAUGCUCAUCCGGAACCAGAUCGCCGCACUCGUACGGGACAGGCAGCACCUCCAGCAGCAAGCGCUACAGCAGACAGCGCUUCAGCAGGCUGCGGUUCAGCAGCCACCGCUUCAGCAGCCGGUGCUCCAGCAAGCGCCGGGGGCGCAGCAGGUGCCACAGCAGUCGAUGCCACAGUCCAUGCCUCAACCAAUGCAGCAGGCGAUGCCGCAGGCAAUGCCGCAGCAGACGAUGCCGCAGUCAAUGCCGCAGCCCGCGCCGCAACCGAUGGGUCAGCAGACGACGCAGAUGGCGACUCAGACUUCGCCCCAGGCCAUGCAUCAGCAGCAGCAGCAGCAGCAGCAGCAGCAGCAGCAGAUGCUUCAGCAGCAACAGCAGCAGGCCAUGGAGACAUCCCAGCAUGUGGCAGUACCGGAGCAUCAUGCGGGGCAGCCAGACGGACAGCCGCAGUCGGAGCCGACUGAACAGCCACAACCUGCGGCCAUGUCGUACAGUGUUCCCUCAAGCAUGACAGACUGCAACUCGUCGGUCGAGGGGUCUCCGGAGAACACUUUCCAGGGACCCGGCGACCUGGCAGCCAAGGUGGCCAGCCUGCCUGGCACAGCCGCCGGUUUCAGCUCCCAAGCUAGACCCCUUUUACCACAGCAGGGUCAACAGCAUCAGAACAGCGCGGGGGUGGUGCCCACUGCGGCCACAAGGGGCAGCCCAGCACCGCAACAGGAGGAGCUUGCCGGCCAGGUGUCCUUGCACGACAUCGACUACUCCCAGACGCUGCCCCAGCACCACAUGGGGACCUCCUCGCAGCUCUAUGACGACCUCCGGGGCGACAGUGCUUCGGCCCUGGACUCUGCGAGCGAGGCCAGCGACCUGACGGACUCGAGCGCCUCGGCGCGCGAGAAGGCACGCAAGAAGGUGAGCCGGCGGAGGCGGGGCCAGCCGGACCGGUGGCCCCGCCUUCUCGUCCUCUCGGUGGAGGCCGGCACGGUAGUGGAGUGCCAGCUGGAGUCGUCCAAGGGCAAGACAGUGACCUUCAAGUUCGACAUCCACGACAUGUUCCCCAGGGAUAUCGCCAACAACCUGGUGGUUACCAACCUGCUGGCUGAGCAGCAUGCGGACGUGUUUGUAGAGCAGGUGCAGGACAUUGUUCAGCAGCUGAAGGAGCACCCCGACCGGCUGCCCACGGUCUCCCACCACCUCGCAGUCUCGGACGGGCGUCUGAGCUUUGAGAACAUGGAGGGAGGCAGCGUGAUGGUCAUGCCGGGGCGGUUGGAGAAGGAGUCGAGCGAACCUCCCGGUUCUUCGCAUGGGUCGCCCGUGCGCCAAGUGAAGCCGCUACCGACCCAGCUCCAUCAGAGCGCCACCUCACGACAGCUGCCCAGCCCCAUCGACGAGCAGCUGCCCCCUUUGCCCGCACCGCACGCCGCACCCGCGGCCGCCUCAGUCUCCGCGUCGCACUCGGUUCCGGCCACGCCGACGGCCACGGCUUCUCCCGUGCCCAUAGCCGUGGUGCAGCCCCCGACGCCCGUAUCCAAGUCCGCAACUUCGCAGGCGGCUGGGGCCGCCGCAGGAGCGGCCAAUCAGGUGGACAUGCGCCAGCUCCAGGCACCUCUGGAGUCGGGCGGCAGCCAGGCACCGACCCCACCCACUUAUGGCACAACCCCGCACGCCCUGAGCAGCGAGAACAGCUUCUCGGAGUCUGAACCUGGCAGUUCGGCAAUGCCUCCCCAGGCGUAUGGCAUCGUCACGGACUUGAGCCACCUUCAGCAGAGACUGGUGGAGCUCACCACCACGAGCGGAGGACCCACCCAUGCCACCGUGACCGUCCCGGCCGCAACUUUGGCCGCCGGCGCAGCUACCGCCGACUCGUCUGCGGCUUCAACUCCCGUGGCGGCUCUGCCGGCUGUGCCUGCGGUCGCAGGCACUUGCGUGCUGCCGCCGGCAACCGUGGAACACGCCGUUGCGGUCCCGCCGUUGCCCGAAACGCCGUCUACGCCGACGCCGCCGUCCCCAAAACAGCCUGUGACCAGCGCCCCCCUGGCACCCGUCACGGUAGCUGCCGUCCUCGUGACGGCAGUGGCCGUGACCACGACCACGGCCACAACCUCGGUGGCGGGGUCGAGCAGCCGGCCGUCGUCGGUGCCCCCGGAGCCCCGCAAGCCGGCGGUGGCGACGAACCUGGAGGACCUGAAGCUGGAGCUGCAGAAGCUGCACGGGAACACAAUGAAGAGCAACAUCGAGCAGGGGCUGCAGGCCAUCUUCUCGCAGAACGCAGUGUCGUCCGCGCAGCCCCUCACGCCCGCCCACUCACAGCCGCAGGUGCUUCCCGUCCUGACCUUUCCGGAACACCCGCCCUGCCCGGCCGGCGCGUCGCAUUCCCUGGGCGCCGUCUUGCACCAGGUCCCCUUGGCGAGCACUGGCAGCAUUGCGGUGCAAGUGGUGCCAGCGACCCCGGUCGUCACCGCCCACUCGGCUGGCCAGGUCUCGGCCGAGGGUGGCACCCACAUUCCACUGGCCGGCAUUGCGGUGCCGUGUGGCAACCUCCCAGCCCCGGCACCCGUCGUUCCGGUGCCUGCGGUGCACGAACCGGUGGCGACGAGAGGCAGCCCUGAUGGCGUUCCGGGCGCGGCCAUGCCGGCUGCCCCCCAGGGCGGGAACCGCUUCUCCCGCUUCCACGUGACCCCUGUCCGCGACGACCCCCUGCUAAGCAACCCCUCCUCUCCCUCGUCGUCCUCCUCGACCACCACCCAGUCGACGCCCACCUCUUCCUCUAACACGGUGGUCCCGCCCACCCCUCCCCCCGAUGCCCCGGCCCCUCCGGCCCCGCCCACCCUGGCCACCACGGCCACCUCUCCGAUCCCGCUGUCGCCCGACGCGGGCCGGGGCUCGAAUGCGGAGGUGUCCCGCGGUGGCGGCGGUGGCUGCGUGGUGAGCACGGCCACCCAGACGAGCAGCACAGAGGUGAAGGCAUCGCCACCGGUGAACUGCGGAAGGUUCAAGGUGACGACUGUGGUGGACGAGCUGGCGGCGAAGCCGCCCAUCUCGGCAGUGACGCCCAUGCCUUCGGUGGCAGAGGACCUCGAACUCAAGCAGCAAGAGCAGCUGGCCCCUCCUCCGUUCCCUCCUGGCGCCACCUCCCAAAACGUCCGCGAGCCGCCUCCCCACUCGAUGAUGCGAGGCCGCUCCGCCACGCUCCACUCCGGCGGCGGCGAGGCCACCCCAUACUGCGGAGCCGCGGCGGCGGCUGCAUCUCACCAAGAUGACGCGGCAGACCCGUACGCCACCUUCCCCUACGCGGACCCCCGCAAGCAGCGCACCGAGCCGUCCUCGCUGGAGCUGGCGCUUGCCAAGAUCAUGCGGGGCUACCUGCGCGCCUCGUCGGACGACCUCUCGUCGCUCUCGCAGACGUCGCUUGACUCAGAGCCGCUGCGCGUCCGGGUCCACGUGCGGGACGCAGAGGCGCAGACGGAGCGGGCGUCGACGCGCAACGCCUGCGUGAGCACAACGACGCUGCCGCCCUCCACGCCGUCGCGGAGGUUCCUGGCGUCGCUGGAGCCGCCGACGCUGAGCAAGGCGCGCAGCCUGUCCUCGCUGAGCCCCUCGCUGAGCCCCUCACUGAGCCACUGGCGCGAAGAGACCAGUGCCGGAUGCGAGCGCUGUGCGAGUCCGUCGCCGCCGUGCCUGUCGCCAUGCGGGUCGCCGCCGACGCGCCGCGGCCACCCGCGGCCCGGUAGUUCGAACCUGGUGGACUGGGGACGGAGCCUGUCGCUCUCGCAGUUCUUGUCGGCCCUGACGACGGAGCAGAGGCAAGAGCUGGAGGUGGAGGAGUCUGAAGAUGCGGAGGAAUUUCUCAAGCAGCUACUAGCACGGCAACAGCGGGAGCGCGAAGAACUGGAGAACCGGCAUCGACGAGAGCUUGAGCUGGUCCGCCAGCGGCUACGGAACGCCGGGGGAUCGCCGGCAUGGGCACUGUGCGAGACGACGGCCAACGGCGGGUCGCCGCCCCAGCGGGCGGUGCCCCACUCCCAGUCAGUGCCCCACUUCCCCCGAACCCCACCCCCGGAGUGGCACGCCCCGCCCCCGACAGAACCCCUGCGGAUCAACCUCCACCGCUCGACCUCGGAGGGCCCUGAUCCGGGUGCGGUCGGAAGGCCGGUUUACCGAACCCGAACGCUCACCGACGACCUUCUACGACUGGUGCAACUCAACGGUGCGGCGCGUACCUGCCCCGGACCGGCGAGCCCAGAGGGGAAGCCCACCCUGCACCAGCUGAUGCAGCAGCGUUCGCUGAGGGAGGGUGCCACUUCCCCCGCCGGCCCCCUGACUCCUCCCCCCACGGUGUUCCCACCUCUGGCCCCGUCCCCCGUCAUGUUCCCGCCUUUGACUCCGCCCUCGGCCGUGUUCCCGCCCAUCAGCCCGCCUCCUGGGGGCUACCCCGCUCCGGUGGGAUACCCGUCGCCGAGCGGGUAUGCGUCUCCCUCCGGGCCGCACCUCCACUUUGGAUCGACGGGACGUGGAGCACACAGACACCAGUAGCGUGCCCGUCGGCCCUCAGUUCCCAGUUCUCGUCCACGGUGGUGUUGCCAGUCGUCGCCUCUCAGUUCUCCUUCGCCGGUCUGAACUUCCUCGACGCGUCUCGACGGAAGUUCUCGUCUGCAAGCGGAACAACGCAGGAACAACUGCGUAUGCCGAUGGCGCGGUCGAGCGGACUUCCACGUCGGGGGGGAAGACUCGUCCAAGAUGCGAUGAUGUGAGGGAACACUGGGAAGCAAGCAGAGGACACCGCAGGAUUUCAGCCCCGCCCCCAAAGUACGACCGACCCGCCUUUUUCAUGCCACGCGGGCCGGACCAGCCCUCCUCAGAUCUGCCGCAUACCCGCGUCGUCUCCGCAAGGAGUCUGCCGGCGAGGACCGACGACUCCCGUUCCAACGCGUCGUCGGACCAUCGGGGCACUAAAAACUGCUCCGCGCACGUUUCUUUUUUUUAAUUGUUACUAUUAAUAAUAUUACGGCCCCUCUCCCCCUCUUGUAUGUCUACCGGGUCCAGCCACGUCCGCAAACUUCGCAUGCCGGUAGUGCGAACUUGUACGCCAAAGUCUGCUUCAGGUCGAUCUUAGUCGAACAGCGGGCAAACUGUAGUCACACUUAUACACAGGCGCGCGUGGUGGAAGAGAGAAUGUGACGUAUUAGUACCAAUUUUUGUCGCGUCGACCUUUACUCGCGGCCCUUUAGGACCAAGCAUCGGUUAGCGGGCAGCCCAGGCUUCAUCUACGGCAGGCGUGUGGGAGUUUAGUCCCCAAAUCGCUAGAGUAUGGCACUCUUUUCCGGCGCCGAGGCCGACUGUCCGACUCUCUCGCUCUUUCCUUUCAAGCACAGAAUCUUCUCGGCGAGAAGAAUUGCAAGGGGUGGGCUGUAGCGGUCUCUGGCCGUUGCACGUCUGGAACAAUCGUAAUUCGGUUCAAGGCGCGUCCAGUCGCAAGUAAAUACUGUGCACAUCCGGUCCCUUUUCCCGAUUAGUGUCCAUGCAAAGUGUCACAAACGCGCGUAAAUUGAUCUGGGCUCAAGACAAGUGCCAGGGUCUAAACACCGCAGUUUCCCUUGAAGGACAUUGGAUUUGGAAAACUGGGCAGUUGUACCUCGUACAAGGGUUGGCCUAAAUGCUCUCGGCACAUCGACGGCGUGCAACGGUCAGCCGGGACUUGGUGUUUCACGUCCAUGCACAUGGCGACCGUUUGGUUACUUUAGUUUUAACGAGCUGUCCAAGUCGGCCCCGCAAGAACAAGUGCCUCCUUCUCUGCCUCUGAAGCAUGGAUGCUAUAACACCGCCACACGGUUUCCGUUUUGCUACUUCACACGUCUGCACGACGAGGUAUAUUGGUGUUUCUUUUUGUUUUAGAGGCUCGUAGUUCUCGCUUAUGCUUUAAAGCUUGUUGGUUUCGCUUGAACGGGGAUUGAGCCGAGCGAUCGGAGCAACACCAGGAUAGGCGACGAAAGGUUUGCUAAAAGGCCACCGUAAAAGAGCUGCGUAAACAGUCUUGGAACGUUUGCCGACACGCAAUACGUAACCGAUCUGUCGCCGCGGUUUCUUGAGCGCAAUGGACGAAGAUGUGCUAGCUAGGGUUUGAAAAAGAAGCGUGUAGAACGGAGAAAACGAACAGAACUAAGGACAGAGGCAACCGAUCGAAACCAUGUGGUCGGUAUUUUUCUCGUGCAUGUCUUCGCCGUACGCAAACUUUUGCCGUGUCGUUGCGGAGGACUUCCGGAACUGGCACGAAUUCAGCGGCUCCUCAAGGUCACAUUCCCGGCGGUCGUCGGCAGACGACCGCAAGACUUGUGGAGUCGUCGCAACUCGAAUUCGUGUCUACUGCCGGACGUAGGGGUUCUUCCGACGGCUUUUGUGGUGGGGGAGGGGGAAGAAAAGAGGAGGAGACGAUGACUAGGCCUUUUUCGGACGUCGUGUUCCGCAGGAGAAAGGAAACAAAUAGUCUUCCGUGCAGGUGUUCGAGCUGGUCUUCAUUUUGCAGUAGUCACCCGUUGUGUGUCGAGUGAGUGAGUGCGAGAGGUUGAGAGAUUUGUCUGAGUGCGUGCGUGCCCCGAGGUUGAUGAGAGAGAAGGGAACUGUUUGUGGUGCGUGUUCUCAUCUCCGCGACGCCUUUUGUGGUGCGGCUGCUACGACCACUUACUGGACACGAUGGUGCGAGUUGGCGUCGAGUUGGAGUGAGAAAGAAAAAAAGUUUCUAGGUAAUUACACGUACGUAUUUAAGUAAUAAAUAACGACUUGUUGGAUACGA
This is a messenger RNA of Ixodes scapularis (black-legged tick), 8862 nucleotides long. Its product is annotated as serine/threonine-protein kinase WNK. Gene Ontology annotation, cellular component: cytoplasm. Gene Ontology annotation, molecular function: potassium channel inhibitor activity; protein serine/threonine kinase activity; chloride channel inhibitor activity. The transcript has 22 exons. Gene Ontology annotation, biological process: negative regulation of sodium ion transport; positive regulation of potassium ion import across plasma membrane; monoatomic ion homeostasis. Lineage: Eukaryota; Metazoa; Arthropoda; Arachnida; Ixodida; Ixodidae. The record is from RefSeq and is a predicted model, not a curated record. Bases 216 to 6608 code for a protein of 2130 amino acids.